This is a messenger RNA of Triticum dicoccoides, 1131 nucleotides long. Its product is annotated as bidirectional sugar transporter SWEET3a-like. NCBI's taxonomy places the organism in Eukaryota, Viridiplantae, Streptophyta, Magnoliopsida, Poales, Poaceae. Gene Ontology annotation, molecular function: sugar transmembrane transporter activity. Bases 260 to 1000 code for a protein of 246 amino acids. The transcript has 6 exons. The record is from RefSeq and is a predicted model, not a curated record. Gene Ontology annotation, biological process: carbohydrate transport. Gene Ontology annotation, cellular component: membrane.
UCUGAGCAAAAAACAUGUAUGGCCAUUUCACCCUUACUUGACGUUUGCGGUCUUGCUGAAUAUUGAGCCGUGUUUCGUAUGAACAAGAGAAGUAUGUGGGCCUCCUACUGAUAUUCCACCUAGUGGUUUGAGCAAUAUCUUCUUCUUCCAACACGUUAAACACCCAUCGUGCAUUAUAAAUAGCGUGCCCCUUGUUAUAAACUAUGAACCCUGGGCAAAUCUAGUUCUUGUGGCAAGAUAAAACCUUCAGCCCAAAAGAAUGUUUCCUGACCUCCACGUAACAACAGGGAUUAUUGGAAGUGUAGUCUGCUUUCUCCUCUAUGCAGCACCAAUAUUGACAUUCAGAAGAGUGAUAAAGAAGGGCAGCGUAGAAGAAUACUCAUGCAUACCAUAUAUCUUAACUUUGUUCAGCAGCCUCACAUAUACUUGGUACGGUCUUCCAGUAGUGAGCUCCGGAUGGGAGAAUUGGACUCUGUCCGGAAUCAGCUCACUAGGAGUGCUCUUUGAAAGCACAUUUAUCAGUAUAUACAUAUGGUUUGCACCACGAGAGAAAAAGAAGCUUGUCAUGAUGAUGGUAUCUCCAAUUCUAAUCAUCUUCGGCAUGGCUGUAUUUUUCUCAAUUUUCUCAUUCCACACCCACCAAAUGCGUAAAGUAUUUGUCGGUAGCAUUGGUUUGGUGGCUUCCAUAUUAAUGUAUGGCUCUCCGUUGGUAGCUGUGAAACAAGUUAUCAGGACGAAAAGUGUGGAGUUCAUGCCUUUCUACUUGUCAUUGUUUAGCUUCUUGACAAGUUUACUCUGGAUGCUGUAUGGGCUCCUUGGAAAGGAUCCUUUUCUCACGGCACCAAGCUUCAUUGGCUGCUUAAUGGGUAUUCUUCAGUUGGUCGUGUACUGCAUUUACAGCAAAUGCAAAGAAGCACCCAAGACGAAUCCUGAUAUUGAGCAAGCAGAUGAACUGAAAGUUGUAACUAGUCAAGACAACACGAAAGGACAAAAGCCAUAAUCUGAGACCUAAACUACCAUUUUGAGUAACAAAUACAUUUUCUUUUCGCUGGACAAAGUGUCUCUUGUAACCGCAUAAUGCGAGGAGAAAAUAAUAGUCUUCAGAUUAUCAUAUAUUAUGUUCCUAGUCAA